AUGUUCAUCAUUAACUGGUUCUGGGAUGUUCUCGCACAGCUCGGUCUGUUGCACAAGAACGCCAAAAUUCUCUUCCUUGGUCUUGACAAUGCUGGCAAGACGACAUUGUUGCACAUGCUCAAGAACGACAGGCUUGCAACACUGCAGCCUACUCUUCACCCAACUUCGGAGGAGCUGGCAAUUGGAAAUGUGAAGUUCACCACGUAUGACUUGGGUGGACAUCAGCAGGCCCGCCGCCUGUGGCGCGACUACUUCCCCGAGGUUGACGGUAUCGUCUUCCUGGUCGAUAGCGCUGACUUCGAGCGUUUCUCUGAGUCGAAGGCUGAGCUCGAUGCCCUUCUUUCCAUUGAGGAACUCUCGAAGGUUCCCUUCCUCGUUCUCGGGAACAAGAUUGACGCCCCUGGUGCUGUCAGCGAAGAGGAGCUUAGACAUCACCUUGGUCUGUACCAGACCACGGGCAAAGGCAAGGUACCUCUCAGUGAUAUCCGACCUAUCGAAAUCUUCAUGUGCUCGGUCGUUCAACGUCAAGGGUACGGAGAAGGUUUCCGCUGGAUCUCGCAAUACAUUUGA
Molecule: messenger RNA, 570 nt
Organism: Cyclocybe aegerita
Lineage: Eukaryota; Fungi; Basidiomycota; Agaricomycetes; Agaricales; Hemipholiotaceae
Source: the annotation of a GenBank genome assembly